This is a messenger RNA of Python bivittatus (Burmese python), 794 nucleotides long. NCBI's taxonomy places the organism in Eukaryota, Metazoa, Chordata, Lepidosauria, Squamata, Pythonidae. The record is from RefSeq and is a predicted model, not a curated record.
GCCCGUCCCGCUGAGCUCUAGAUCCGUGGCGCGCUGGUGGGGUGUGUGGCCCGCCGCCCUCGCGAAACUUUCGGGGUGUGCCAGGGAAGAUGAAAGCCAAGGGGGUCGCGAGGGAGCCCUCUGCUGCCUCCACCUCUUCUGCCCAGGAGGGCUCCGUCCUUCUGGGAGCUCCUCACCCAUCGGAUCGGGACCCCUUCGCUGGAAGGGAGACGGUCGAGGCGAUCGACCUGACUCUGGACGGGCUUCUGUAUGCUAGAAGCAGCGAGGAGGAAGGGGACGACGACGACGACGACGACGAGCAGGAAGAGGAAGAGGAGCAAAAGUCGUGUCUCAAGGAGCGAGAACGGCUAUCUGGGUCCUCCUUGGUCCAGGAAAGCUCCGGGCUACCGUCGGGCAAAGAUGCCCUGGACAGGGUCCUGGACACCUUUCUGACCCCGUCCUCCAGCCAAGCCCACUCGGACAGCCCCUCGGCGGCAUGGUCGUCUUUCUUCGGAUCGGAGAUCCCCGAGUUGGCCGGCGGGCUACCGAACCGGCGCCCCCUCGACGGCAAAGAAGGCGGCGCGCCCCCAGACGCCGCUUCCCUGCCGCCUCCGCCGCCUUCUCCUGCGGCCACCGCCUCGCCUUCCCUUUGGAAGGCGGCUAGGGAUGCGGAGGGAGUCGCUUUUAAGAGCCCGAGGGGCAGGGCCCUAGUCCCCGCCGCCUCGACGCUGCCGAAGGGAGUGCAGCAACCCGGCUUGGCGGAGGAAGACCUGGCCACCGGCACUAGCGCCGCGGCGGCCUCCUCCUCCCCCCCC